Molecule: messenger RNA, 927 nt
Organism: Peromyscus californicus insignis
Lineage: Eukaryota; Metazoa; Chordata; Mammalia; Rodentia; Cricetidae
Product: olfactory receptor 52P1-like
Exons: 1
Coding region: 1-927 (308 amino acids)
Biological process (GO): G protein-coupled receptor signaling pathway
Cellular component (GO): membrane
Molecular function (GO): olfactory receptor activity; G protein-coupled receptor activity
Source: RefSeq, a predicted model, not a curated record
AUGUUAUUCUUCAACCACUCCAGCUCCAUGACUUUCACUCUCAUGGGCGUGCCUGGCUUAGAGUCACAACACUUGUGGCUCUCUGUUCCGUUUGCCUCCAUGCUCUUAGCCAUCCUCAUUGGCAAUGGUGCUAUCCUCUUCCUGGUUGCCACAGAGCCCACACUUCACACACCAAUGUAUCUGCUUCUGGCCCUGCUGAUGGUCGCUGACCUUGUCUCUACUCUAGCUCUUAUGCCCAAGGUCCUGUGCCUCUUUUGGUUUGAUGAUAGAGAUAUAGCUGUCCAGGCCUGUUUCACACAGAUGUUUUUCAUCCAUGGAGCUUCAGUGGUACGAUCAGCCCUACUUGUUGCAAUGGCCUUUGACCGCUUUGUGGCUGUGUGUGAGCCACUACGCUACAACACAAUCCUGAGCCAUUCUCUAGUUGGACGUCUAGGACUGGUGGCUCUCGCCAAGGGUGUGAUCCUUAUCCUGCCCAUGCCUCUUCUACUUCAAAGGCUGACUUUCUGUCACAUGAUCAUUCCUCAUACAUACUGUGACCACAUGGCUGUGGUAAAAAUGGCCUGUAGUAACACCAGACCCAAUCGAAUUUACGGGCUCUUUGUGAUCUUGCUUGUAGUGGGACUUGAUUUGCUUCUGAUUGGCUUCUCAUAUGCCCUCAUCCUUCAUGCUGUGGUACGCCUCAACUCUCGAGACGCUACCUUCAAAGCCCUCAACACCUGCUCAGCCCAUCUCUUUGUCAUCCUCAUCACUUAUGUACCUGCCCUCUUUUCGUCUAUCACCCACCGCAUUGGCCGCAACAUUCCACCUCAUGCUCACAUUAUUCUCGCCAAUCUCUAUCUUCUUGUACCUUCAAUGUUCAAUCCAAUUAUCUAUGGUAUAAAAAUGAAGGAGAUACGAGACAAGGUGGCCAAAUGCUUGUGCAGAUGA